Molecule: messenger RNA, 1224 nt
Organism: Gracilinanus agilis (Agile Gracile Mouse Opossum)
Lineage: Eukaryota; Metazoa; Chordata; Mammalia; Didelphimorphia; Didelphidae
Gene: SAG
Product: S-antigen visual arrestin
Exons: 15
Coding region: 1-1221 (406 amino acids)
Biological process (GO): G protein-coupled receptor internalization; signal transduction
Cellular component (GO): photoreceptor outer segment; photoreceptor inner segment
Molecular function (GO): G protein-coupled receptor binding
Source: RefSeq, a predicted model, not a curated record
AUGGCGACCAGCACAAAGAAUGCUCCCAACCAAGUGAUCUUCAAGAAGGUGUCCCGGGACAAGUCGGUGACCAUCUACCUGGGCAAAAGGGACUACGUGGACCACGUGGAGCAGGUGGAGCCCGUGGAUGGCGUGGUGCUGGUGGACCCCGAGCUGGUGAAGGACAAGAAAGUCUAUGUUUCCCUGACCUGCGCCUUCCGCUACGGCCAGGAAGACAUCGACGUGAUCGGGCUGACCUUCCGCAGGGACCUGUACUUCUCCAGGGUGCAGGUGUACCCCCCGGCGGGCACAGCGCCCGCCCCCACCCACCUGCAGGAGAGCCUCCUGAAGAAGCUGGGCGCCAACGCCCACCCGUUCCUGCUCACGUUUCCCGACUACUUGCCCUGCUCCGUGGCUCUGCAGCCGGCUCCCCAAGACGUGGGCAAGUGCUGCGGAGUGGACUUUGAGGUGAAAGCCUACGCCAUAGACAGCUCCGAAAAUGACGAGGAAAAAAUACCCAAGAGGAGCUCCGUCCGCCUCCUCAUUCGCAAAGUCCAGCACGCACCCCCCGAAAUGGGGCCGCAGCCCAAAGUGGAGACGGCCUGGCAGUUCUUCAUGUCCGACAAGCCUCUCCACCUGACCAUCUCCCUCAGCAAAGAGAUCUAUUUCCAUGGCGAGCCGAUUCCUGUGACCCUAACGGUGACCAAUAACACAGAAAAGACUGUGAAGAAGAUUAAAGUGGCAGUGGAGCAAGUCGCCAAUGUGGUCCUGUAUUCAAGUGACUACUAUGUCAAGCCUGUCGCUAUGGAGGAGGCCCAUGAAAAAGUGCCACCAAAUGGAACCUUAACAAAGACACUAACGCUCAUCCCCUUGCUCGCUAAUAACCGAGAGAGGAGGGGCAUCGCCCUAGAUGGGAAGAUAAAGCAUGAAGACACUAACUUGGCUUCCAGCACCAUCAUUAAGGAAGGCAUAGACCGAACAGUGAUGGGAAUCCUGGUGGCUUACCAGAUCAAAGUGAAGCUCACUGUCUCAGGCUUUCUGGGAGAACUCACCUCCAGUGAAGUGGCCACCGACCUACCCUUCCGUCUCAUGCACCCUCAGCCUGCGGAUCCAAGUGAGUCCCUCCGAAAUGGCCGCGAUGCCCCUUUGGUCUUUGAGGAAUUUGCUCGUCAAAAGCUGAAUGACGCAGACGAAAAUGAAGCAGAAAAGAAGGAGAAAGAAGAGCCGGGGAACGACGAGUGAAUG